This is a messenger RNA of Corylus avellana, 1130 nucleotides long. RefSeq names its product expansin-like B1. Gene Ontology annotation, cellular component: extracellular region. The record is from RefSeq and is a predicted model, not a curated record. NCBI's taxonomy places the organism in Eukaryota, Viridiplantae, Streptophyta, Magnoliopsida, Fagales, Betulaceae.
UCUUCCUUUCUUUCUUUCUUGCUCUCUCAUUCCUUUUUGCUGCCUCUUCUUGUCCCUCAUCAAUGGCUUCCUCUCUAUGGUCUCCUUUGUCCCUUCUUGCCACUUUGCUUCUCAUGCAAACUCUGGCACAGGCUCAAACAAGUAGCGACUCUUUCGUUCAUUCUCGGGCUGCAUAUUAUCCAAAUUCUGACGAAAAAGGAACAGAUUCUGGCGCUUGUGGGUUCGGUUCCUUUGGAGCUACGAUUAAUGGUGGGGAUGUAUCAGCUGCAUCUGACCUCUACAGAAAUGGUGUUGGCUGUGGUGCUUGCUACCAGGUGAGGUGCACCAACGCAGCCUACUGCUCAGAUAAAGGAGUAAACGUAGUUAUAACCGACCAAGGCUCAAGUGAUCGCACCGACUUCAUUCUGAGCAAGCGAGCCUUUGGUCGGAUGGCGCAGACUACUGACGCGGCUGCUUCUCUUCUAAAUCUUGGUGUCGUUGAUAUCGAGUACAGACGUGUGUCAUGCAGCUACCCGAGCAAAAACAUAAUAUUCAAGAUAGAUGAGAACAGCAACUACCCUAACUAUUUGGCUUUCGUCAUUUGGUAUCAGCAAGGCAACAAAGAUAUCACUGCUGUGCAGCUCUGUGAGACUCAGAAUCUGGGGUGCAAGCUAUUGGAUCGUAGCUAUGGAGCAGUGUGGACAACUACGUCACCCCCAAGUGGACCUUUGUCUAUAAGAAUGUUGUUCAGUGACGGGGAUGAUGAGUCAUGGGUGGUCCCUACGAACAACGUGCCCGGAGACUGGAAAGCAGGAGAAACAUAUGACUCGGGAGUACAAGUGAAUAUAUAGGACGGACAACCUUAAAUAAAUAAAUUAAUAUUGUUACGUACAAUAUUAAUUUGUCUGACGUCAUAUAUAGUAGUUAUAUUAUUUUAUAUAUAGUUUUGAAAUAAGUUCCCACUGUAUUCUCUAUGUAGUUGAUUCGAUAUAUUUUAUUGUUUUAUUAUUAAUUUGGAGAUGGGGGGUGGGGAUAGGCUUUCUUUAUGAGAGAAAUAGAAGAAUUCUUGAAUGUAAUCAUUACAUUGUUGACUAAUAAAAGUCCGGGUCAUGACUUUACCUCCUUCAAUUGGAUUACAGCCGUCGUUGUUC